AUGCGUUUGACAGCUCCACCAUUACUCAAAACCACGAUCAUUCAGUUGAACAAGGAUAUCGAUCCUGAGGACAAUAAUUAUGAAAUUCUCACCAACGGCUAUGGUGAUAACACGAACCGUGAAAUGGUUCCGACCAUUUCGUACGCUGAUGAGCAGCCACGCAAGAAGAGAAGAAGACUGUCAUCUUUGGUUGAUGAAGAAGAACUUGCUAAGCGGCGCCAUGAGACAAAACAGCUCCAUUCCGUGAUCGAGAAGCGCCGGCGCAUCAAAAUCAACCGAGAAUUCGAGGCUCUAAAGUACCUUAUCCCCGCGUGUCGUAGUGCUGACACCGGGAAGCGUCUGGGCACUGGAAACAACAAUGGCGCAAAGAUUGAUGGCAUGUAUAAAUUGACUAUCUUGAAGGCUGCCGUCGAAUAUAUCUUAUACUUGCACCACGUUGUGAAAGAACAACAUGACGCGUUAAGCCAAGUGCUGGAUGAGUACGACUACGAUGUGGGGUUCUGCGAUGCAGCACUCGAUGUGAAUCAGUACCGUAACAUUGAUCAUGAUUUUGACUUCUCUGAACUUGCAAUGACUGCACCGAUGGUACGCACCACAUCACUGCUGCGAAGCCGAUGUGAAACAGUUGCGGAGGUGAACGAGUUCGAACAAAACGAAGGGAGGCAGGCGCGCGCCAAGUCCGACACUGCUGCAUUCAUAGCACACAAGUCACAGAAGGCGCUGCUUCCUACCCCAGACGUCACGCCAGACAUGGCGCCCAUUUUCACACUUCUCGCGGAAAGUGAGGCCAAUGGCGGAGCUUCAUCUCGCGACAAUCUUUUGUCAACGCGGGCGUUCCUGUUUGAGUCUAGCUCACGUGGGUCCGUGUCUUCGAACACUUCGCCCUUCACAGUACCUAAUAAAUCACUGGUGAAGAGUACAUUUCACCUACCCGACGCUGCUCUUGCCAGUGCUGCUACUGGUCCAGCUUCGGUGGCUGGACCUCGCAAGAUGUUCUUCAAGACCAAGGUCCCUGCUACCAACACCAUUCAGCACGUGGGUGACACCGAGGAGGUCGAGCCCAGCCGUGUUGAGGAUGCCACACGUGCGUUGUUAACGCUCCGAAAACCCAGCAUCGACAAUCUCUUGAACUAG
Clavispora lusitaniae ATCC 42720 is the source of this 1134-nucleotide messenger RNA. It is a transcript of the gene TRY6, whose product is annotated as Try6p. Lineage: Eukaryota; Fungi; Ascomycota; Pichiomycetes; Serinales; Metschnikowiaceae. The record is from RefSeq and is a predicted model, not a curated record. Gene Ontology annotation, molecular function: protein dimerization activity.